GAAGAGAUGACGAUUUUCGUUGAUUCCCCCCCCCCCUCCCCCAAGUGUUAUAUUUCUAUUUAAAGCCACAUUUGGUUUGUGUGCAUGUAGACAGUGAAGGUACAAUCAAGUCUUUUUCUUAGCAACUUUCAACAAUGUUUUUCCUAUACCAUUUAUUUAUUUAUGGCUUUGCUGUUGCUUGCAGAUAAGUGUUGUUGGUUUUUUGUUUUUUUGUUUUUUUUGUUCCUCGUGAUCAUUCAAAAGAAGAAAUAAAGAAAACAAAACACAAGAAAAGAAAGAUGCAACCUAAACUCUUUAUGACAGCAUUGAUACGCCACAGGUCUGACCAGCUGAGAAUCACGAAGGCAGACACAUUUCUGAAAAAGACCGGACUCAUAAUAACAUUUAGAUAUAAUAACAUUUUGAACCGGGUCUGCUGUACGGGGCUCUUGUGAGGGAGGCAGCAGUGAAUUAAAAGUGGAAUGCGAGGCUCUGAUUGGUCCUCCGGCUCCUGGCUAAACCCACUCUCUUUCAUCCAUAAAAGAAAGGCCGGGGAGCCUAUGGGAGCGCGCGGCUGUCUCCUCCUACGACAUGCACGAAAGUUGGCCACUUAAACUACUUCCAACCAGCCAGCAGACAUUAUACUAAACCCAAACCACACCAAGGGAAAAGAAUAACAUUGCCUUUUCCCCCCCCUCCUUCCUCCAAAUUCACACACAACUUUUGGUGCUUGCAGCUCCCUCCAUUUUGCAGACUUCCCCGCUUUAAGGUUUUUUUUUUUGUUCUUUUUCAAUUUCAUUUGUUACUGCCUUUAUUUUUUUUAAUUUUUAUAUUCGAUACAUUCAUCGCACCAGAGGGGAGCAUCCACUUGCAUCUUCCCCCGGGUGGAAGGAGGGCUGGUCCAGUUUCUCCGCCUGGGAUUGGGAUUUGACAGCACGCGCAGCAUCUUUUGAAGCAUUUUUUUUUUUUUGAAGACAUUCCGGUAUUUUUUAUUUCCGUUCUUCACAUUUGGACUCUGCGAGAGUGCAGCAGGUCUGAGUCCGUUUUUGUUGUUCGCGUGAGUGGCUGGAUGAUGGCUACUUUGCCAGGAACGAUGCCUCGGAUGAUGCGCCCUGCGCCAGGCCAGAACUACCCCCGAACCGGCUUCCCCCUGGAAGUAUCCACGCCUCUGGGCCAGGGGAGGGUGAACCAGCUCGGUGGAGUGUUCAUCAACGGGAGGCCACUGCCAAAUCACAUCCGACACAAGAUCGUGGAGAUGGCACACCACGGCAUCCGACCCUGCGUAAUCUCGCGACAACUGCGAGUGUCUCACGGCUGCGUGUCCAAGAUCCUCUGCCGGUACCAGGAGACCGGCUCCAUCCGCCCGGGGGCCAUCGGAGGCAGCAAGCCCAGGCAGGUGGCAACUCCCGACGUGGAGAAGCGGAUCGAGGAGUACAAGAGAGAAAACCCGGGUAUGUUCAGCUGGGAGAUCCGGGAUAAGCUGCUGAAGGACGGGGUGUGCGACAGAAGCACGGUUCCUUCAGGUGAGGCUUCAUCUGUGAGCUCCAUCAGCCGCGUAUUGAGGGCCCGAUUUGGCAAAAAAGAUGACGAGGAUGACUGUGAUAAGAAGGAUGAAGAUGGAGAAAAGAAAACAAAGCAUAGCAUCGAUGGCAUCCUCGGUGAUAAAUGUAACCGCACAGAUGACGGUUCGGAUGUCGAUUCGGAGCCCGACUUGCCCUUGAAGAGGAAGCAGCGGCGCAGUCGCACCACCUUCACUGCCGAGCAGCUGGAGGAGCUGGAGAAGGCGUUCGAGAGGACACAUUACCCAGACAUCUACACCAGAGAGGAGCUGGCGCAGAGGACAAAACUCACAGAGGCCAGAGUGCAGGUGUGGUUCAGCAACAGGCGAGCUCGGUGGCGCAAACAGGCCGGGGCCAACCAACUAGCGGCCUUCAACCACCUGCUGCCCGGAGGAUUCCCGCCCACAGGCAUGCCAACUUUACCCACAUACCAGCUCCAGGAGUCCAGCUACCCCAGCGCCGCGCUAUCGCAGGAGGGCAGCACAUUGCACAGACCCCAGCCCCUGCCUCCAUCCUCCAUGCACCAGGGAGGUCUGGGUGCCGACAGCGGCGCUGCUUAUGGCCUGUCAUCCAAUCGCCACAGCUUCUCCAGCUACUCUGAUACUUUCAUGAGCCCGUCAGCAUCCAGCAACCACAUGAACGCCGUUGGCAACGGUCUGUCCCCACAGGUGAUGAGUAUCCUGAGUAACCCCAGCGCCGUGCCCUCCCAGUCGCAGCACGACUUUUCCAUUUCCCCCCUGCACGGCAGCCUGGAGAGCUCCAACCCCAUCUCAGCCAGCUGCAGCCAGCGCUCUGACACCAUCAAGGGUGUGGACAGCCUGGCCUCCUCCCAGUCAUACUGCCCCCCGACCUACAGUGCCACCAGCUACAGCGUGGACCCCGUCACCGCAGGCUACCAGUACAGCCAGUAUGGCCAGACUGCUGUAGACUACCUAGCGAAGAACGUGAGCUUGUCCACCCAGAGGAGGAUGAAACUCGGAGACCACUCGGCCGUGUUGGGACUCCUGCAGGUGGAGACGGGACAGGCCUACUGAAGCCCCUCGGGGGCCACACCCUGGACCUCACUCCUCCACCCUCUGCCACCCUCCUCCAUGCUCCAUCAAGUCUGGACUCCAGCUCGCCUCACGGCUGCUCGGUCUGCAGCCCGGGGCCAUGACAUCAGUGUACAGACACGAAGCCUUCGCAGUGAAAGUGACACUUGCGGGUGUGAGAAGGAUCUUCUGGGAAUGGAACUAAAGGUUUCAAACCAUUGUCAACCACUAGGCGGCUCUGCGCCCUCUCUACUAAAGUCUUUGGGCACCACCGCCCCAUCUCCUUGAACCCGUACCCCAAACCCUGAUUUGUUUUACUCAGAGAGCCAGACAGGAGCCCAGACGACCCAAGAACGGCCGUCUGCCUUGGGCAGGGUUCCUCUUGGACAUGGCCUCAGUCCAACACACAAUUAGAGCCAUCAACGACAUGUACUUUGACCUAGCUGUUCAUAGUAGUUAACAAAAGCCAAUAUCAUUUAAGUGACUCUUAUUCCUGUUCCUUUUUGAUAUUGUUAAGAUUAUUGUUGCUGUUAUAUGAUUAUGGUUAAUGUGAUUUAUGUUGUUCUUUGAUUCCAUUCGUAUCUCUUUUCUCUGUUAGAUGUCGGUGUGUAAAAACACAGUGGAUGACUGGGGCGAUGUGGGAGUUGAGUGUGUGUGUGUGUGUGUGUGUGUGUGUGUGUGUGUUUGCGUGUUCGGCACAGUCACACACUAGAGGAUGAUUGUUUUCCAAGCUGCUGCUCCUCGGCCGGUUCCCUGAGCGCUAAUGUUCAUGAGCGAUUUGACCUUCCCACUUUCAUAUUCAUCUUGACAUUCCUAAAGAACUUGGCCACUCGGUGGGAAGUCUGGCUGGAUGGAUUCUGCGGGGAAUUGAAGCAGUGCUUUCGGUGGCCAAUAGCAUUCCCCUCUAACCUCCAUCCCAUCCUUAGCCAUGGUCCAUGGGGAGGGGGGCAUUGUUUGCAAAAACAGGAUUGGGGAAAUUAAUGUAUUUUGUUUAGAAAUAUGGACCUUGCCAAGGAGGGCCAACUCAACCCCCCCUGCUCCUCCCAAAUCCCCAUCUGCCAGGAAUCCUGUGUGACUUAAACAGUGUAAAGCAGAUUAAAUCACACAAAUAUAAUGUCAACGCUAAUUCACAGUGACCCUUCCCAUUACCAUUCUGGCUUUCUGUGGGGUUUUUUUUCUUUUCUUUUAGAGCAUUAAUUAGCACAUUCUGUAAAUGCACCUUCAGUCGUUUUCCACCUCCAGACUAAAUAAUCAUUCCUUCGAAAACAUUCCUCGGGCUCCAUCUUACAAAUACACUAUGAGCAUUCCAGCGCUUUCUGUUAUGAGAUUAAGAAGCAAGCAAGCUGCGCCAUUCACGUGCACUCUGGAAAAUCUCAUAAUCCAGUCAGUUGUGAAAGGGCACAGGUAACGCCACUGAUUGCCCCCCUCCCCUCCUCUGGUUUGGACAGGAGGACCCCCCCUCUCUAAUCCUCCACUUUGACGUAGUCACUGAAAUGUACAAAAAGAAGAUUUUUUUUUUUGAAAGAAUAGUGAUUUGACAUUUGUGUAGCACGCAUAGUUGACUCGACGCGAUCCAGGACCUGCUGUUCCCGCGAGAUGUGUGUGACUUUUUUAUUUUUGCCAUUGGCAUCAGUGUGAUAUUGAUGAUGUACACAGACAGAAUUAGGUCCUUAGUCGCCUUUAAAAUCCGAAACAUGUACAGUAGCUGGAGCAGAUUGUGUAUCGUUUGUUUAUAAAGAGUAUGUUUUAUACUAAAACAAAACUAUGUCGAGUGGUAGCUAAGCGAAGGAUCCGUGGAGGUAAACGUUUGAUUUGAGUUUUAUUUUACUUGUAUUUAAUUGGUUUAGCUGUUUUGACCAAAAGAUUGUUUUGGUUUUUUCUUUUUCUUUUUUUCGAGCCCAGGUGAGAAUGAAUUUGUAUAAAUUUAGUAAAAUAUGAAUUCCAUGAAAAAUGUUAUGGUUAAAAUUGUAUUAAAGAGGACCGACCUGAGGUCAAAGGAAGAUGAAACACAGAUAGUCUCCCUGCACCACAGGACCACUGUACAUCUGAAGGUGGCUGGAUAAACGUCUUUACACGUCGGAGCCUUUUGAGGGUGUUUUUGACCACCAGAUCUCACAGACUGAUUAUUAGUGCAGACCAGACUUGACUUGUACCACGAACCUCACACACCUGAACUCCUGAGCCCUCGGUGUGGGACCAGUGACGAUGAAGCCGUUGGAGUUAGCCUCUCCUGCACGUGGGAAACGGACCGGAGUCUUGUUUUUGAUUUGUGGACCAAUGACAACUUCUGGAGGAAAAAGUCAAAGUAACGUCGACUCCGCACUGAAUUGCAGCGGUUCCAGCUGCUCCGCUCAGACGCCGCACUCGUGUGUAUAUUUUAAAAAGGAAUUUUAGAAUCGUCUUUAGUGUAUCAAGCCCAUUUCUAACACUUGCGUCAAUAAACAUUUGGAUAUUUAAAGCAUCACAAUUCCUUAUCCCCCUUCCGUCUGUUUGACCCUUAACCUUUUUUAAGUUUCUUUCUGACAUCUGUGCUUUGCUUUACUCCUUUUUUUCUGUUCCGCAUGUGUAUAUAUUAUCAUUGUAUAAUUUAUUCUGCUGUAUGAAGUAUUAGAAUAGUGGGAAACUUGUAUUGGUAUUUACUACCUUCAGCCUGUUGGUGUGUUUACUGUAACACUGGCGUAACUGUUAUCAAUUAAAGAUCCAAAAUUUCUGCCA
Scophthalmus maximus (turbot) is the source of this 5284-nucleotide messenger RNA. It is a transcript of the gene pax7a, whose product is annotated as paired box 7a. The transcript is spliced from 9 exons. Lineage: Eukaryota; Metazoa; Chordata; Actinopteri; Pleuronectiformes; Scophthalmidae. Gene Ontology annotation, biological process: anatomical structure development; regulation of transcription by RNA polymerase II. The record is from RefSeq and is a predicted model, not a curated record. Gene Ontology annotation, molecular function: DNA-binding transcription factor activity, RNA polymerase II-specific; RNA polymerase II cis-regulatory region sequence-specific DNA binding. Bases 1049 to 2572 code for a protein of 507 amino acids.